Girardinichthys multiradiatus is the source of this 729-nucleotide messenger RNA. RefSeq names its product glycoprotein hormones, alpha polypeptide (gene cga). The transcript is spliced from 4 exons. Gene Ontology annotation, cellular component: follicle-stimulating hormone complex; extracellular region. The record is from RefSeq and is a predicted model, not a curated record. NCBI's taxonomy places the organism in Eukaryota, Metazoa, Chordata, Actinopteri, Cyprinodontiformes, Goodeidae. Gene Ontology annotation, biological process: positive regulation of steroid biosynthetic process; thyroid hormone generation. Gene Ontology annotation, molecular function: follicle-stimulating hormone activity. Bases 141 to 518 code for a protein of 125 amino acids.
CAUUGAGAUCAGUGAUAAGGUUGGCAGGUAUCACCUAAUCCAGGAAGUAGCCAGGUAUACAAUUAGCUGCAUUGGAGCAUGGGUUCUCAAUAUAAAGGAGUCCAGCAAAGAGGUGCAAUGAAGAGAAACUUCAUCUCAACAUGGUAUCUGCUGCCACAACUAUGGACUGCAUCAAAUCAGCCGGGGUGUCUUUUCUUCUGUUGUAUUUUCUACUGAACGUAGCUGAUUCUUAUUCUAACUUUGAUUCUUCAAGCAUGGCCUGUGGGAAAUGCGGUCUGGGAUUAAACAGGGUUUUUUCACGGGAUCGUCCAAUCUACCAGUGCAUGGGUUGCUGCUUUUCCCGAGCGUACCCCACCCCUCAAACAGCCAUGCAAACGAUGGCGAUCCCGAAGAACAUCACUUCAGAGGCAACAUGCUGCGUCGCAAAGCACAGCUACGAGACAAAUGUAGAUGACAUAACAGUGAGAAACCACACAGAGUGUCACUGCAGCACCUGCUAUUAUCAUAAGCUGAUAUGAAAGGUGGAGACUUCCAGCCAUCCCCCCAUGCCCAGCUCUUCUGAGAUGCACAAACUGCUCUCUGUUUGGAGGCAGGUGUUGUAGGCAUCACCAAAUGUUUUCGUUAGUGUUUCUGUGUUUGUGAUGUGUAAUUAGCCUUCAUGUUUGCAUUAAUGACUGCGUAUCAAUAACUGAUGACUUGAAAUUAAUUAAAAUGUGCACCAAGAGCUUA